AUGUCAUUUUUCAAGGUAAUUUCGAGAGCAUCGUCACUUUUUCAUUUCAAACGAUGUCGAUCAAUUUUGGCCACGUGAAUUUUUCAGGACGUGAAAAAAAUUCACCUGUUCAGCAUUCCUUACGGAGAAAAGUUCCCGGUUACACCUUACAUCAAACAUUUCCACGACUGUUUGGGGAUGUCGUUCACGGUUGCCACAGUCGUUCAUAGGAAGCAGAACGCUCGAUUUUCGCAAACAGCUAUUAGAAAUUCUCACGCGGAAGCCUAUUUGGUUUACGUCGACGCACCGGCCGAGUAUUUUACCGUUCUGGAAACGGUCAAAAGCUCAAAUCCGUUGGCCAGAUGUUUGUUCGUGUUCAGGAAAGGAUCGUACAGGAAGGCAGUUGAGCGGUUGCGGCUGGCUUGGGAACUUUUUGAGUUGUUUAACAUUGCUAUAACGUCGAUUGAUGGGGACAAUAGGUUGGUUUGGUGCAUUUUUAAUCCGUUCAAUGGGAUGCAUUACAAUUUGGCGACUUCAACGGAACAUCAUACGCAGUCAGCUGAUUUGCGCGAGUUGAAUAACUUUAACGGAUUUCCGGUUACGAUCACGAUACCACAUCUACAAGGAACUCUUUUUAAGAAAUUUCCAGCUGGAGUGAAUAUUUUGCAAAUUAUUCUCAAAAUGAUUAACGCAUCCUGCAGGUUCGCCGUCGGUGGAUACCAAUUUGGAAAAGGUAUGCGCUCUGCCGAUAUUGAUUCUUAUCCCCACCUAAUCCAUGAUGUGUCUGCUAGUAACGUAAUUUUCCUGAAUCCUUUGAAGCAAACCGAAAUUUACGCUGCUGCUCCAAAAAAUCGUAAUCCCAAAACAUCUCACACGGAUUACGUGGUCGUCACGAGACUGUACUAUCGGAGGGUGGCGAUACUAUUUUGCUCCAUAUUGGCGCUCUUCGGUACCAUCAACCGAAAGCUAUUCGGUCCAACUUUAGAGAACGAAUUCACUCACUUGUUGCUCACCGGGACGGGCAUAAUGUACAACUUUGGCACUUAUGCCUUCAAAGAUACCAAACUCCGAAUCGUAACCGUAUCGCUCAUGUUUAGCGCAAUGAUCGUCAACAACAUCCUGCAAGGAUCCCUGAUUGAGUACCUCAACGUACCGGUUUCCAAAGAAAUCGACUCUUUGAACAAACUUCUAAACGCCAACGUUAACAUCGUCACAGUUCCAUUCAUCUUCAACAGCUUGCAGCACGUGACUGGAGACCGAACGGUGCAACAAAUCAAAACCAAGCUGAAAAUCCUGCCCCUCCCCCAAAACCGUGAAAAUCCCAUUUUCGCAAACGGACGUCACGCUUUCCUCCUGCCCAAGGAAAAGGCCCACUCAAUGGCGGAGACAAUCUACGACGAUCACGGAAAUGAUUUGCUUUUCAUCGUGCCCGAGAAGGUGCACGUGUUCUACGUGGCAUUCGUGGCCCGGCGCGAUCUUUUCAUGGAGUGGAAAAUCAAUCAGUUGAUACUGCAAAUGGCGCAGCACGGUAUUAUCCACUACGAAUUCGAAUCCAUGUUCACCUCCGUUAGACUUCUGCAGAUACCCUGA
This is a messenger RNA of Culex quinquefasciatus (southern house mosquito), 1569 nucleotides long. RefSeq lists its product as uncharacterized. The record is from RefSeq and is a predicted model, not a curated record. NCBI's taxonomy places the organism in Eukaryota, Metazoa, Arthropoda, Insecta, Diptera, Culicidae. The transcript is spliced from 3 exons. The coding region runs from base 178 to 1569 and encodes 463 amino acids.